Messenger RNA from Poecile atricapillus (Black-capped chickadee), 1503 nucleotides. Its product is annotated as protein FAM83D-B-like. Lineage: Eukaryota; Metazoa; Chordata; Aves; Passeriformes; Paridae. Gene Ontology annotation, cellular component: mitotic spindle pole; cytosol. The coding region runs from base 132 to 1265 and encodes 377 amino acids. The transcript has 4 exons. Gene Ontology annotation, biological process: regulation of ERK1 and ERK2 cascade; regulation of TOR signaling; protein localization to mitotic spindle. The record is from RefSeq and is a predicted model, not a curated record.
GCGCUUCCCUGGGCGUGGGGAAGGCUGCGGGCUGUGCCACCCGUGACUGUCCCGUGGGCGAGCGGCCGGGAGGAGCGGAGGAGCCCGCGGAGCGCUAUAAAGAGCCGGGGCAGCGCCGGGGCGCUCCGGCCAUGGCCGCGGCAUCGCAGUGUCUGGAGGAGGGCUCGGGGCGCUGGCCGCCGCCGGCCGGGCCGUACAGCGAGGCGCAGCGCCUGGCGCUGGAGGAGCUGGUGGCGGGCGGCCCCGAGGCGCUGCGGGCUUUCCUGCGGCGGGAGCAGCUGCCGCCCUUCCUGUCGGAGCCCGAGGUGCAGGACAUCGCUCGGGCCGCGCUGCCGCCCGCCGCGGGCCCGGAGCCGGCGGCCGAGCCGUCGGCCGGAGCCUCGUUGGACGCCUCGUCGCUCACCUACUUCCCCGAGCGCUCGGACCUGGAGCCGCCGGCGCUGGAGCUGGGCUGGCCGGGCUUCGCCAGCGGCGCCUUCCGCGGGCUGACGCGGGUAGAGGCGCACUUCCAGCCCGGCUGCGGGGACAGCAUCUACGGCUGCAAGGAGGCGGUGCGGCGGCAGAUCCGCUCCGCCCGCCAGAUGAUUGCUCUGGUUAUGGAUUCCUUCACAGAUACUGAUAUCUUCACAGACCUCUUGGAAGCCUGUAGCCAACGGCAAGUUAAAGUGUAUAUCCUUCUAGAUCAGUCUUCAUUUUCCCACUUUCUAAAAAUGUGCAAGGAUCUGCGAGUUGACCUUGAGCAGGAAAAGUUGAUGAGGGUUCGGAUUAUCACCGGGAGCACAUACUGCACCAGGUCAGGUGUCAAAAUCAUUGGAAAAGUCCGUGAAAAGUUCAUGUUAAUUGAUGGCAUUAGAGUGACAACGGGCUCCUACAGUUUUACAUGGACAGAUGGGAAGCUGAACAGCAGUAACAUUUUGAUCCUGUCAGGCCCCGCAGUUGCGCACUUUGACCUGGAAUUUCGGAUUCUUCAUUCACGGUCAAAGCCUAUCAACCUCAAAGAGUUUUCCAGCUGCAAGAAGAACAGGGUGUGGGACCAGCUGUUCAGGAUAACAGUGGCUUCCAGAGACAUGACCAGGGAACACUUCCUGAGAAUGGAAUUUUUGUAUCUGAGAGCAUUUGUAGGAGAUCUGAAGAGGAAGAGGAGCUGGCUGCACGCCUCCAGGGAGGCCGUGUACACCCCAAAUAACACGAUGCACACCUCUCCCCCGCUGACUAAGAGGAAUGGCUCCCUGGUUAUGAGGCCACACUGGAUCAUAGAGAGAUGAACUGCAUGUCCAUGCAGAGCAAGAAGCAGAACCACAGGAACCACGUCUGUCCAUCCCUGUCCAGCACUGUCUUGCAGUGUGUUUGUGAGGGCAGCUGGGAAAGAAACCUCAGACUGAGAGAAAGUGAAACUGGAAUUGUGGCUUUGUUUGAAGAAUACUAUAAAGCCAUUAUUGACUUCUACUAUUCUGUUAAAUUUUCAUUUCUCAGCCUGUUCAUGCAUGUUUUAAGCUGAUGGGU